ACUCUCCCUUCUUCUCUUCAACUUUCUCUCUCUUUUUUUACUGUAUAAGGGGUUGAUCCUCUGCUCACAUUCCUUGACAUCCCUGAUACAUUCUGUGUCUGUAUCUUAUUUUUUUCAUUUCUAUACAUUCCUUCACUCAUUUCUAUUUGAUCAACAAAUCCAAGAUGAAGCUCUGGAAGCUACCAUUCUAUGCUCUUGCUGGGCUGGCUACCCUGGCGAGCAGUGCCCCUAUCGACAUCAACUCGACUAUAGCCGCAAGUGACAAGCUCGUCUUCUGUCACUUCAUGAUUGGAAUCACCAGUAAUCGGCAGAGUUCCGCUGAUUAUGACGAGGACAUGAGACAGGCAAAGGCGCUAGGGAUUGACGCUUUUGCGCUGAACAUCGGAGUGGACCCUUACACCGACACCCAGCUGAACUUUGCAUACGAGUCAGCGGCCCGCAAUGACAUGAAGGUCUUCAUCUCUUUUGACUUCAACUGGUACAACACCGGACAGGCCACCACCGUUGGGCAGAAGAUCGCACAAUACGGGAACCGACCGGCGCAAUUGAAGGUGGACGGCAAGGUAUUUGUCUCUUCGUUUGCGGGUGAUGGACUCGAUGUUCAACAAAUGAAAUCUUCCUCUGGGAUGGAUGUGUACUUCGCGCCGAAUUUCCACCCAGGCCAGGGGGACUUCAGCAAGAUCGACGGGGCGCUUAACUGGAUGGCGUGGGACAAUAACGGCGACAACAAGGCCCCAAGCGCCGGCCGCAAUGUGUCCGUUGCCGAAGGGGACCAAUCAUACAUCAAAGCGCUGGGAGGAAAGGGAUAUAUCGCUCCUGCAUCCGGUUGGUUUUUCACGCACUUCGGUGGAGAAGUGCCCUACAGUAAGAACUGGGUGUUCCCCGGUGAUUUGCUGUGGUAUAACCGCUGGAGGGAGAUCUUGAGUCUUGGCCCUCGAUUUGUCGAGAUCAUCACCUGGAAUGACUAUGGAGAAUCGCACUACAUUGGUCCUUUGUCUUCGCCCCACACCGACGAUGGGGCCUCAAAAUGGGUCAUGGAUAUGCCACACGACGGCUGGCUGCAGAUGUCCAAGCCCUUCAUAGCCGCCUACAAGGCCGGCGCCAAGACUGUCGAGCCCUACAUCACCGAGGAGAAGCUGAUCUAUUGGUACCGACCGACCCCAAAGGGAAUCAGUUGCGACAACACCGACACCACCAUGGAAGGCAGCCCGAACAACGCCAGUGGCAAUUUCUUCCGCGGCCGGCCGAACGGCUGGGAGACGAUGGAGGACGCCGUGUACGUGGUGUCGCUGCUCAAGUCCCCCGCCACCAUUCAGGUCGCCUCGGGCAAGAACAGCAAGACCUUCGACGCGCCUGCGGGCGCCAGCGCCUUCACCGUGCCCAUGGGAGUCGGCGCGCAGCGGUUCGCGCUUGUGCGCAACGGACAGAACGUGAUGAGCGACACCAGCCUCAAGGACAUCGUCGAUACCUGCAUCUGCGGCCUCUACAACUUCAAUGCCUACGUCGGCACGGUGCCCGCGCCGACCACGAUUGACAAGCUCGGCCCCGCCGGCCUGGCGUCGCUGUCGCAGGGUCUGCGCACCGCUUGUCCCACCAACACGCUGGGUGCCAGUUCCGGCCGGGUGGCCAGUGCCAGUGUCACGCCCUCCGUGUCGCCAACCCCAACCCCAACCCCAACCCCGACUCCUUAUUCGUAGGUUGUCAAUUCGACUGGUUCCUGAUUCUCACCUCUCUACGACUUGAUGUCCUUUGGUCUUUUCUUUUUCUUUGCCUUCUCGCACUCCUUUCUUCUUCUGCGUAGCCAGCGCUACCCAGCUCAUUCAUUUUCUUUCAUUUCUCUAGCCAGGAGCUAAAUCCCCAGGAUGACCACUCUUUUGCAUCCCCUUUCACCCCCACAGCGCAGGUCCUAUCAUACGAGUCAUGACCGCUGAUACUUUCUGACACUUUCUUUUUGAACACACGAAAUCCUUUAUAUCUUCGAUACCUUCACAGGCCAAUUUGAACUUAUCUGCCAUUC
Molecule: messenger RNA, 2017 nt
Organism: Aspergillus homomorphus CBS 101889
Lineage: Eukaryota; Fungi; Ascomycota; Eurotiomycetes; Eurotiales; Aspergillaceae
Product: glycoside hydrolase family 71 protein
Exons: 4
Coding region: 165-1697 (510 amino acids)
Biological process (GO): mating projection tip cell wall disassembly
Molecular function (GO): glucan endo-1,3-alpha-glucosidase activity
Source: RefSeq, a predicted model, not a curated record